Messenger RNA from Protopolystoma xenopodis, 903 nucleotides. NCBI's taxonomy places the organism in Eukaryota, Metazoa, Platyhelminthes, Monogenea, Polystomatidea, Polystomatidae. The record is from the annotation of a GenBank genome assembly.
AUGUCCACAGUCGUCUCGUCCGCAGGCAUGCAUUUUCUACGCUCCUCUCCGGUCCAGGCGACCUCAUUGUUCCGCAGAGACUCGAAAAGACAGUCUCACCUCGGCUCACGUGGGUCUGAGUCGGGCACAACUGCUCCCGUCCAUCGGGCGAGCCCACUGGCUCUGUUCACGCCCCGCACCAUCCAAGGCGUAGGGUUCAGCGGACCCUGUGGUACGCCGGAUUUCGUGCCCGCCUCCCAGUUUCUCACCAGUGCGGCUGUUGCCACGCUGGUGAGAAACAGCUCGUCUGGUCACCUAGUCGGCACCGAGACCGGCCAGGCCGAGGUGUUGUGCCGACGACAGGCGUCCAUGAGGGACGAGUGCCGUGGUACCAGGCUGGGGAGGGAGGUCGACUUGGCGCAGGGCGAGUUAGGACGCUCACCGGCCUGUGCGUGUGUCGGAGGCAACGGAAGCGGUAGCAGUGGCUGUCACAGCCUGGGGAGUAUUAGCAGUGCCGGGGCGGGGCCGCCUCUGGGGGCCAGUCCACCAGAGUCUGGGCCCCAAUCACCCCGAUCGCGAUGUCCCAUCCAUGAAGGAGUCCAGUUUACGCCGCCCAGACAGGCCCCAGCUGUACUGGCCUCCCACCCGCUGGGUCAGGCAGCUUUGGGGCAUCCAGGGGACAAAGUGGGAUCGGGGGUUGGUGGUGACGCAGUGAAAGAGGACACGUCUGCCUCGUGCGAUGUUGAGGUGACACUUACACGUGGCGAAAACGGAUUCGGAUUCCGGCUAGUCGGGGGCGCCGAAGAAGGAACUCAGGUGACCACUAAAUAUUCUUGUUUUGGCGACUUUUGCGUCUUGGCAACCGUUGGGCUAGGCUAUCGGGACAAAUUUAUCAAAGAGAACAGGAAGAAAAGUUGUGCUUAA